This is a messenger RNA of Gopherus flavomarginatus (Mexican gopher tortoise), 2344 nucleotides long. It is a transcript of the gene MTARC2, whose product is annotated as mitochondrial amidoxime reducing component 2. The transcript has 5 exons. Lineage: Eukaryota; Metazoa; Chordata; Testudines; Testudinidae. Gene Ontology annotation, biological process: nitrate metabolic process. The coding region runs from base 504 to 1124 and encodes 206 amino acids. Gene Ontology annotation, molecular function: nitrate reductase activity; molybdopterin cofactor binding; molybdenum ion binding. Gene Ontology annotation, cellular component: mitochondrial inner membrane. The record is from RefSeq and is a predicted model, not a curated record.
UGUUGACUGACAGUGACUAACUGCUCUUGGAAACUGGCAUUCACUUGCUUAAAUUGAUCAAAUCUAAAUUGGUGUAUUUUUUGGUAAAGUCUUUCUGUCUUUUAAAAAUGAAAAGUGGAAUGGAAUUAUGCUUGGUGGUAUUGACACAAGUGUGUAGAAUAAAUCUCACUUUUUUCUUUUAAAUCUAGCAUGGCAAAUGGAUGUUGUGUAUUACAGUACAUUGUUGUGACAGUUAACUCAGCCUAACUUGUUCAGUCCCUAACAGGCGGGAAAUUCGAUUACUGUAUUUAUCAGUACCAGUGCUCUGGGUUGCCUGUCUGCAAGGAACCGGCGUUGUAUGUACUGGAUUUGUCUGGAUUUUUUAAACAUUUGCAGAGAAUAUAUUAGUGGGUCCAGAAUUUAAUUCCACAUUGAAUCUCUUUAUCGCCACUCAGAGAGCUCAUUGCCUGCAUCUUUUUCUUUUUGUUUUAUGAAAGCAAGAUGUUGGAUUUUGAAUUGUAGAGAUGAAAGUAAGUCCACUUGAGUUCUCUGCUUUUAAACUAACUCAUGCUGCUUUUAGGCUGUUUGGAUUGGAUAUCCAAGGCAGGGACUGUGGAGAUGAGGCAGCUCAGUGGUUCGCCACCUUCUUGAAUACACAGUCAUAUCGACUGGUGCACUUCGAGUCACAGAUGACGCCUAGGAAAUCCAGAGACAUAUUCACCACUUUCCGAUCCAAGGAUAAGAUUGCCUAUCCCGACUGUAGCCCAGCCAUGAUCCUCUCAGAAGCUUCGUUGGAAGAUCUAAAUACUAGGCUGGAGAAGAAAGUUAAAAUACAGAACUUCAGACCAAAUAUUGUUGUUACGGGUUGCAAUGCUUUUGAGGAGGAUUCCUGGAAUAAGAUAAAAAUUGGUAAUGUGGAGAUGAAAGGGACAAUGGCUUGCCCCAGGUGUAUUUUAACAACCAUUGAUAUGGAAACUGGGAUCAUUGACAGAAAGGAGCCACUGGAAACACUGAAAAGUUACCGUUUGUGCGAUCCUUCUGAGCGACAUCUCUACAAAUCCAGCCCUCUGUUUGGAUGGUAUUAUGGAAUUGAUAAAACUGGAACGCUUCAAGUUGGAGACCCUGUGUACAAGAUAGUCAAUUGAUGGAAGAUGUAUUUUGAGUGGAAAAUAAUUGUUCAUUUUUAUAUGCAAAUGUGUUUUUCUGUAAUCACAGAGCCUGAAAUAACUCCUUGAUGUUAUCUUGAGGUGUAAAGUACACUGUCCUUGAUUGUCCACGGAUCCUGUGACGUGCCAAAGUCUUCUCAAAGUCUUGCCAAAGUCAGUCCACUAAUGUGCCUUGAGUCCCUAAAUCUAAAACUAAAUCUUUAGUUUUCCAUUAGCGUGUAAACGGCAAGCUGUCAAACCCUUAGAUCAGAUGCUAAAGUGAUUUUCAGUCUUACACACACACACACACACACACUUAUAUUAUUGCUAUUUUGGAAUGAGGAAAGAGGGUGAAACAAGUUGGAUGAUGAUAAUCGAAUGUUCCCUUCAAAGUUUGCCUAUGUUUUAAAUUCCUAUCUAAAUUAUAAUGCCUUAAGAAAACCGCUCUUGGAACAUUUUGAUCUCGUUACUUUGUUAUGGAUUGGCAGAUAGAGCAAGAAAUUCUGAACCAGCAAAAGAGUGGGUUGUGACAAGGCACGAAGUAGGCGAGACUGUUUUGGAGCUUAGGUUCUCUACUUUCUAUUGUGAACAUUGAAGUGCUGUUCUGUUUCAACAUUCUUGAAUAACAGCCUAGUAAAGUGAAGAAUUAGGCUGCUGCUGCCCUGUUGUUGACUCAGUUAACAGUACUGGGCAAGCACUUACCAUGCUUGUUGCAAGUAAUGCCUGCCUGCCUACCUGUCUUUCACUGGUGUUGCCGAGGAUUGACUGAUUUUUGUAAAGUGCUAUAUAAAUACCAAGUAUUAUUGUGGCAACAUAUCCCAGCAUUAGCCCCUGAAGAAAUGUAACAUUGUGUGUGCACAGUGCGGUGGACAGUGGCAGGCAGUGGCAGAAUAAGUGUCCCUAUGGGCAGAAUUUGGUGAACCCUAUAAAGCUCAUGCUCCUGAGCAUAAAGAAGUUGAACAAAAUGUAAAUCCAUUAAAAUUACAGUAAUUAAAGGUGGGCUUUGGGGAUCUAGGGUAGAUAAGGUCAGAUGAAUAUUUUUUAAUACACAUUUAACAUUUUUAACUGAUGGAAAUGUAAUUAUUUGAUUGAAGCAGCUAGGGGAACGAGAUUAUAUAAACAUUGCUAAUCAGACAAUUAACAAUGGUUUUCUAAAAUUAUGUACUUAAAACUGUAAAACAGAUUUUAACUCUAGAAAUAAAUAUAAAUCAAAAUAUAAA